This is a messenger RNA of Miscanthus lutarioriparius, 519 nucleotides long. Lineage: Eukaryota; Viridiplantae; Streptophyta; Magnoliopsida; Poales; Poaceae. The record is from the annotation of a GenBank genome assembly.
AUGUUCGUGCCGGAGGCGGAGCUGCCCAUCUGGGUCAUCUGCUACAUCCCGGUGCUCAUGUCGCUCCUCAACAUCAUGCCGGCGCCCAAGUCGUUCCCGUUCAUCAUCCCCUACCUCCUCUUCGAGAACACCAUGUCCGUCACCAAGUUCAACGCCAUGGUGUCCGGCCUCUUCCAACUGGGGAGCUCCUACGAGUGGAUCGUCACCAAGAAGGCGGGCCGCACCUCGUCCGCCUCCGACAUCCUCGCGCUCGCCGAGGCCGACGCCCACACGCCGCCGCCAAGCCAAGCUCCUCUGGCUGCCGCCGACGCCGCCGCGCCGGCCACUCCCAAGAAGAGCAGCAAGGCCAAGAAGCCCAACCGAAUCUUCAAGAAGGAGCUCGCGCUCGCGUGCCUCCUCCUCACGGCCGCCACGCGCAGCCUGCUCUCCAAGCAGGGGCUGCACUUCUACUUCCUGCUCUUCCAGGGCGUCACCUUCCUCGCCGUCGGCCUCGACCUCAUCGGCGAGCAGGUCAGCUAA